UUGCCGACUCACCCUGAAUCUACCAGAAUCUCUCCACCGAGAAUAUCCAGAAAAAUGAACUUCGUAGCGUUCGGGCUUAUUCUGAUCUGUUGCCAUGCCUGGGCGAUUGAGAUAGACGAUAAUUUUGCAGUUGUACUGUCCAACAUAUAUCAAACAAACUUCAAAAAUUUCCUCGAAAAGUACAAGUCCUUACUGCAAAAUGGAAACAGUGGGUUCAUGUACGGAAUUCCGAUUCGUGAUCCGUUCAUUAUAGAGAGACUGCCCAUCGAAUAUAAUUUAUCUACUCCGUUGGGUAACAUAGACCUCGAGGGAUUCCUUGAAAACCUUAACUUGAGUUGUUUGGCCUCGUUUAACAUUAACAGCCCUAAAUUCAAACUAAUUAAUAUGAAUGCCUACAUAGAUCUAAGCUGGCCGUUGAUAACCGCGAAUACUAAUUACUCCUUGGAAGGCAACGUCUUUAACUACGAUAUUCAUAAAGCUGGAAAUAUGGAUGGAAUCGCAUAUAACUUCAGAACUAUUAUGAAUGUUGAUUUAAAACUGAAGGGCCUGCAUAUGCAAGUUCAAAAUGUAAAAUCACAGAUUUUAUUGGAAGCAUUGAACUUUAACAUAACGGGCAUCUACAACGAUGAGGACAUGUCCGAGAUAUUCAGCAAGACCAUCUCUGAUGUAAUACCUAAGCUCAUCGCCUCCAACCAAAACAUGAUUGAGUAUAUUAUUAAUAACAUUGCCUCGCAGAUUCUCAACAAAUAUCUAUUAACUAUAACAUUUAUGGACCUAUUGAAAAUAAUAAGUCCAAUCUAAUAAUUUUUCUACCAUGUUGGCGCCACGCUAUCGUUCGAUCAAUCAUUUCUACAACCACGAUCGAUCCCAGUUGAACGAUAAAAAUAAAUG
Messenger RNA from Mycetomoellerius zeteki, 891 nucleotides. RefSeq lists its product as uncharacterized. The transcript has 6 exons. Bases 55 to 801 code for a protein of 248 amino acids. Lineage: Eukaryota; Metazoa; Arthropoda; Insecta; Hymenoptera; Formicidae. The record is from RefSeq and is a predicted model, not a curated record.